AUGCUAAUCACAGAGGACAAGGCCGCUGAGUCGACGCUAAUCACCAAGGACAAGGCCGCUGAGUCGACGCUAAUCACCGAGGACAAGGCCGCUGAGUCGACACUAAUCAACAAGGACAAGGGCACUGAGUCGACACUAAUCACUGAGGACAAGGCCGCUGAGUCGACGCUAAUCCCCAAGGACAAGGGCGCUGAGUCGGACAAGGGCGCUGAGUCGACGCUAAUCACCAAGGACAAGGCUGCUGAGUCGACGUUAAUCACUGAGGUCAAGGCCGCUGAGUCGACGUUAAUCACCAAGGACAAGGCCGCUGAGACGACGCUAAUCACCGAGGACAAGGCCGCUGAGUCGACGCUAAUCACUGAGGACAAGGCUGCUGAGUCGACGCUAAUCACAGAGGACAAGGCCCCUGAGUCGACGCUAAUCACUGAGGACAAGGCCGCUGAGUCGACGCUAAUCACCAAGGACAAGGCCCCUGAGUCGACGCUAAUCACCAAGGACAAGGCCGCUGAGUCGACGCUAAUCACUGAGGACAAGGACAAGGCCGCUGAGUCGACGCUAAUCCCCAAGGACAAGGCCGCUGAGUCGACGUUAAUCACCAAGGACAAGGCCGCUGAGUCGACGCUAAUCACAGAGGACAAGGCCGCUGAGUCGACGCUAAUCACUGAGGACAAGGCUGCUGAGUCGACGCUAAUCACCAAGGACAAGGCCCUUGAGUUGACGCUAAUCACUGAGGACAAGGCCGCUGAGUCGACGCUAAUCACCAAGGACAAGGCCCCUGAGUCGAUGCUAAUCACUGAGGACAAGGCCGCUGAGUCGACGCUAAUCACCAAGGACAAGGCUGCUGAGUCGACGCUAAUCCCCAAGGACAAGGCCGCUGAGUCGACGUUAAUCACCAAGGACAAGGCCGCUGAGUCGACGCUAAUCACAGAGGACAAGGCCGCUGAGUCGACGCUAAUCACUGAGGACAAGGCUGCUGAGUCGACGCUAAUCACCAAGGACAAGGCCCUUGAGUUGACGCUAAUCACUGAGGACAAGGCCGCUGAGUCGACGCUAAUCACCAAGGACAAGGCCCCUGAGUCGAUGCUAAUCACUGAGGACAAGGCCGCUGAGUCGACGCUAAUCACCAAGGACAAGGCUGCUGAGUCGACGCUAAUCACCGACGACAAGGCCCCGAGCCCCGAGUCGACGCUAAUCACCAAGGACAAGGCCGCUGAGUCGACGCUAAUCCCCAAGGACAAGGGCGCUGAGUCGACGUUAAUCACUGAGGACAAGGGCGCUGAGUCGACGCUAAUCACCAAGGACAAGACUGCUGAGUCGACGUUAAUCACUGAGGACAAGGCCGCUGAGUCGAAGCUAAUCCCCAAGGACAAGGCCGCUGAGUCGACGCUAAUCCCCAAGGACAAGGGCGCUGAGUCGACGUUAAUCCCCAAGGACAA
This is a messenger RNA of Oncorhynchus masou masou (cherry salmon), 1436 nucleotides long. RefSeq lists its product as uncharacterized. The transcript is spliced from 4 exons. The annotation marks the transcript as partial. NCBI's taxonomy places the organism in Eukaryota, Metazoa, Chordata, Actinopteri, Salmoniformes, Salmonidae. The record is from RefSeq and is a predicted model, not a curated record.